UACAAUGCGUUUCUAUGGAAACAAAAGCGAUGUUUGAAAAUGGAUAUCGUUCCGCAAUAUACAUUCAUUCCACUUGCAUAUAAGAAUUACUUUAAUAUAAAUGAUAAAGAAACGCAAAAUUUAUUUAACAAAUGGGGAUUAAAGGGAAAUAUCGUUCUUCAACAUUUUUCUUUCAAUGAACCUUUUCAUUUAUAUCAUAAAUACCAAUUUGCUGAGGCCUUUUUUAAAAGCAGCAUUGUUGCCGAAAACUUGUUAACAAAAAGAGGAAGCUCGUGGACAAAACAAGGAAUCAUUGCAUCAACUGUGGAUGUGCAACAAAUACCAUGUUCUGUUAUAAAUAUGUCUUUUUUUAAUAAAUUGGAAAAUCCAGAUAAUGGAAUAAUAAAUAGUUCUGGUGUUAUUCGCAAAAGAUAUGAUAGUGAAAUUAAUGAUUUCCUUAUUUCUGACAAGUUAAGAGAGAUGUUAUUAGAUGAAGAGUCAACCCAGUAUGAUUUAUAUACAGAAGAUGAAAGAAAAGAAUUUAUCUUUUGCAUUUUCCAAAUGUUGGUUCUUGGAGGAAUUUUAUGCCAAUAUGAAGACACUUUGAAACCAUAUCUUGAUACGACAAAACGAAUUUAUAAAGAUCUUAUAAGAGUACAAAAACGAAAAUAUUCGGAUGAUUUAUGUGUCAGUACAACAGUUUUAAAAGUUACAGCAAAAGAUAAUAAAAAUCAAGCAUACUUUCCGAGUAAUAAUCCUUUUAAUAUACAGAAUGUUGGAUUUCUAUUGAUUGAUGGAAAUCUACGUGAAAUAACAACAUUUUUACAUCAGUUUGGAGGAUAUUGCGAUUGAUAUUACUUACUUAUGCUUGUUUAUAAGAAAAGAUAAAGGGAAAAAGAUAACAUUUUUAAUUGUCCAUUUAUCCCAUAAUUGUUUAUCAAAUACGUACAUAUAUUCUUAAUUAGCCCUUUUGUUCUUAUUAUAUACUACAAACUGUAAUAUAGAAUUAUAAUCAUUUGCGCGAAUAAAAAUAAUAAUCAUUUAUGAAUUUACAAUCACUUAAUUCCAAAUUAACGAUAAAUUUAUUAAAAUUAGUUAUGAUUUUAAAUAAAUAAAUAAAUAAAUAAAUAUGAAUAAAAGAAGUCAUAUUACAUUAGAUAUGGCAUUAUCGUUUUCUUUAGUUACAUUGUCUAAUUUGUACCCUAUUUUAUGCGUUUCGUUUAUGGCUUUUAUAAUUUAAUUUGCAUGGCACAUUUAUUAAUAAUUAUAUUUAUAUUUCAAGAAUUCGGAACGAAUAUUAUCAUAACUAAUCCAAUCUAAACGUACGAAGAUACUUUUGCUACGUUUCAUAUAUAAAAAUUUAUUUCUUUUUCUCUUUCAUAAAAUAUUUAUAAAUUACAAUGAAAUAUUGUUUUUCAAUUAAUAAUCGAUUCUAUUCAUGGAAUAUAUUAAUAAUAAGUAAACGUAA
Molecule: messenger RNA, 1447 nt
Organism: Vespa crabro (European hornet)
Lineage: Eukaryota; Metazoa; Arthropoda; Insecta; Hymenoptera; Vespidae
Product: cilia- and flagella-associated protein 300-like
Exons: 6
Coding region: 40-831 (263 amino acids)
Source: RefSeq, a predicted model, not a curated record